AUGGUGCCAUUCCCUCGUUUGCACUUCUUCAUGCCCGGAUUCGCACCACUCACCUCGAGAAGCAACCAGCAGUACCGUGCAGUUUCCGUGCCAGAAUUGACCCAACAAUGCUUCGAUGCCAAGAACAUGAUGGCUGCUUGCGAUCCGCGACAUGGACGAUACCUCACCGCUGCUGCCAUAUUCCGUGGGCGAAUGAGCAUGAAGGAAGUUGAUGAGCAGAUGUUAAACAUCCAGAACAAAAACUCUUCGUACUUCACUGCCGUUUGCGAUAUUCCUCCCCGAGGACUGAAGAUGUCAGCCACAUUUAUCGGCAACUCUACUGCUAUACAGGAAUUGUUCAAGAGAAUCUCAGAGCAGUUUACUGCAAUGUUCCGCAGAAAGGCGUUCUUGCACUGGUACACCGGCGAGGGCAUGGACGAGAUGGAGUUCACCGAGGCCGAAUCGAACAUGAACGAUCUUGUGUCCGAAUAUCAGCAGUAUCAGGAAGCAGCUGCUGACGAAGAAGUUGCAGAAGCAUUCGAAGCUGAGUAG
Molecule: messenger RNA, 531 nt
Organism: Cylicostephanus goldi
Lineage: Eukaryota; Metazoa; Nematoda; Chromadorea; Rhabditida; Strongylidae
Source: the annotation of a GenBank genome assembly